AUGAAUUCUUCUUGGAUACCUGUCACAACUGCGGGACCACCACCCGUCAUCGACGACUUCCAAAUGUCGUGUCGAUUUUCAAAUUAUGGAAAUUUUCAACCAGAAGCAUUCGAUUCAGUCACUUGUGCUUCAUGCUUCUAUUUCAUUUAUAUGCUUUUGGAUCAUUAUAAAGAUAGAUAUAACGCCACUUUAUGCGACAAUGGUUUCGGUAUUCUGGUUUGUCCAAAGAAUUCGGACGCAAAGUAUUGUCAUUGUGAGAAUCCGUCCGUGGUUUAUAAUCUUCCGGAAUUUGCUUCGAAUUCAUCCCGAAUAACACCUCUGAAUCAACUGGCCCUUGAUCCUCCCCUCCCAUUUCAUUUCGAGCUUAUCGUCAAAGAUUGCUGCUCAGCUGCAAGAUACUGUUGCCGAAACACUCUUGUUAAAUAUCACCAUCGUCACGAUGAAUCACCAUGCCCUGCCACGUGGGACGGAUGGAACUGUUUUGAUUCGGCAGAUGAGGGAAUGAUAAGCAAACAGUGCCCGAAUUAUAUUUAUGGUGGAUCGAAUAUCAAAACGGAUUAUGAUGGACAUUCCAAAAAACAGUGCAAUGCUGAUGGGUGGGAUUUACCAGGUUACGGUUAUAAGGAGCAUACUGAUUACACAGGUUGUACGCGGAAUGAUGAUGCCCAAGCUAAACUUAUCGCUGGAGUAAUCACGUAUUCUCUCAGUGUAACAUUCUUACUUCCAGCAGUCGUUGCUCUUGGAUUCUUCAGACCAAUCCGCAAAAGUCCCAUGUUCAUUCUUCACCGUCAACUGCUCAUCUCAUGUCUCUUGUACGGGGUAUUCUAUCUUUGCUCAACGACAUUCUUCGUUGUUAGCUUCGCCCCGUUGUCCGGUCAAGUCUUUGAGAACCAUAUCUUCUGCCGUGUAUUCUUCUCCGUCCAACUCCGUUAUCUCCGAAUGACGAAUUUCUCAUGGAUGCUUGCUGAGGCUGUCUACCUCUUCAGACUUCUUCAUACCGCCCAACAUUCAACCGACGGAGAGACUAUGAACGACUACAAAAUCGCGUGUUGGGGUGUUCCCGGAGUGAUUACAAUGAUCUAUUUCAUUGUCCGCGGUAUGAAUGAUGACACUGGAAUGUGCUGGAUCGAGAAUUCCUCAAACGCCUGGGUCGAAUGGAUGAUUUUCGCGCCGUCUCUCCUCGCCAUGGGGGUCAAUCUUCUUCUUCUGGCUGUCGUCGUCAUCAUUCUUGUGAACAAAAUCCGCUGUGAUCCGCAUCUCGAGAGAAUGCAAUACACAAAAGCCGUCCGUGGAGCAGUAAUGUUGAUUCCAGUGUUUGGAGUUCAACAACUAUUGACAAUUUAUCGUUUUCCAAAUACGUAUUAUCAGGUGGCGGACCAAUCACUUAAUGGAUUACAGGGACUCUUCGUCUCGCUAAUCGUGUGUUAUUCGAAUAAAACCGUCCGUGAAUGCUUCACGAAAUGGCGUUCAACAUAUCAAGAGAAAGCAACACUUCACACGGAAUGUCGCCAACGGAUGAGUAUCCAAGAAAGCGGAAGAUUAAUUAUUCAAUCGCCACAAGUCCCCACUGAACAUGUUCAAUUGUAA
Caenorhabditis briggsae is the source of this 1587-nucleotide messenger RNA. Bases 1 to 1587 code for a protein of 528 amino acids. NCBI's taxonomy places the organism in Eukaryota, Metazoa, Nematoda, Chromadorea, Rhabditida, Rhabditidae. The record is from RefSeq and is a predicted model, not a curated record. Gene Ontology annotation, molecular function: G protein-coupled peptide receptor activity. Gene Ontology annotation, cellular component: plasma membrane. The transcript has 12 exons. Gene Ontology annotation, biological process: cell surface receptor signaling pathway; adenylate cyclase-modulating G protein-coupled receptor signaling pathway.